UCCUCAUAUACAUGCACCUCGAUGCAAAGGCCAUUGGUAGUCGAUGGCCUAUGGCGCUGCCUAUGUCCAGCUUUCAGACCAAAUGUUUCCAGCAAAACGCUCCGAGCACCCUUCCAACAGUCGGUCAGAACAUAUCAGCAACCUUACACACAAGGAAGGAAGCGCCGUACAGACACAAAAGGGCUGUUAGCCAACGGAAAGCCUAGAGUGACAAAAGCCGGGGAACCCCCAUGGCGACCGAAAGAGAGUAGACCUGAAGAUUACCACCACGCCGAUGAACCAACCGAGCAAUUGUAUGGAAGGCUCCAUACGUACGCGGCAGCGGGGAACUUUUAUGAAGUCAAGGAUGCUGUUCAGUAUCUUAUACAAGGUCGCGGAGAGAAGCUCAAUGCCAGGUUAUACUCAGCCAUGAUCCUCGCGAACGUGCACCCGCUACAUGGUCAUGCAGGAAGAGUAUCGUCGCUGUUGUCAGAGAUGGAGAAUGAAGGGAUAGAGGCAGAUGCAGGUGUAUGCCAUGAUGUUCUCCAGGCGCUUGCAGUUCAUCCCAAUGCUAUCCUACGCAGCGAAGUCCUCGAGUAUAUGCAGGAGAGGUGGUUACAGUUGUCAGAAGAUGGGCAUGCUGCUGUUGUUGCAGGGUUGCUUCGGGAACGCUCUUUUGAAAUGGCUCUAGAGAAAAUCGAGGAAAUGGAAAAGCAUGGCCCUGGGCGAGUACCGACGUGGCUUUACGACAAAGCUACAUUCAUGCUCCUCGAUGUUAAGGAAGUCGAAGAGGCCUACCAGUUGACAGUGAGGCGGCGAAAUCUUGGCAAUGGGGAUAUAUCUCCUGCGUUGUGGCAUAUGCUGCUCGAUGUCGGGAGUGAAGCUUUUCACCACGAGCUUGUAAAGCUCGUUUGGGCCGAACGAGUCGAGCCGAAUUUCUUCAUUCCAUCCUCUGGAAUCUGUUCGAACGUAUUGAACACUGCGGCUCGUCACGGCGAUGCUCAUCUAGCCACUGACGUCUUUCGGGUCAUGUCCAAUCGCAAAACCAUUUUCAGCCAACUAGAUUACGAAAUGCUCCUGGAAGCUUAUAUUACGGCUGGGGAUCUCAAAACUGCGCUUACGGUCCUGGUAGUCAUGGAAGAGGCAGGCGUGAAAGCUGACUUGAAUACUGCAAAUCCCAUAGUUGCAUAUCUCCGGCAGGAUCCAACUAGGCCCAUGCAAGCUUUCAACCUACUGGAAGAGUUCGCCCAAAGCCAGCGGAAAGUUCCAACGGCAGCAGUAAACGCCAUCAUUCAGACAUGCGUUGCCAUGCCAGACCUCGAACAAGCCAUUGAAGUGUACAAAGCGCUUCACACAAUCAGCUCGAAAGGCCCAGAUAUCGAGACUUUCAAUACAUUAUUUCAAGGAUGUCGUACCGCAAGACGCAAGGAACUAGCCAUGUUCUUGGCGGCUGAGAUGAUCCAGCUCAAGAUCAGACCCAACCUCCUGACUUACGACCGGCUUAUCCUUGUCUGUACGGAGUGCGGCGACAUAGACGAUGCAUUCCGCUACUACUACGAAAUGAGGGACCAAGGUUGGCAACCUCGGGACGGAACUUUCUCGUUGCUGAUUCAAAUCAACUACACCAUGGCUUCACUCCUGCGCCAAAUCGUCGCAGGCCCACGCGCCAGGCAUCCAGAAGCUGGCCUGGAUCUCUGCUACGUGACCGACAAAAUCAUCGCAACCUCGGGCCCCUCGGGCACCUACCCCCAACGCGCCUACCGCAACCCGCUCGACGCGCUCGUCAAGUUCCUCGACUACAAGCACAAGGACAAUUGGGCAAUAUGGGAGUUCCGCGCCGAGGGCACCGGCUACCCGGACUCGGAGGUCUACGGCCGCGUCUACCACUACCCCUUCCCGGACCACCACCCGCCGCCGUUCGCGCUGAUCCCGCACAUCAUGGCCAGCAUGCGCAACUGGCUGCACGGGAACGAGGAUAGGGUUGUGGUGGUGCACUGCAAGGCGGGCAAGGGGCGGAGCGGCACGGCGAGCUGCUCGUACUUGAUCAGCGAGGAGGGGUGGAAGGUGGAGGACGCGCUGAAGCGGUUCACGGAGAGGAGGAUGCGGCCGGGGUUUGGGGCGGGCGUGUCGAUACCGAGUCAGCUAAGGUGGGUUACGUAUGUGGAUCGGUGGGCGAAGCAUGGGAAGGUGUAUGUGGAGAGGCAGGUGGAGGUGCUCGAGGUGCAUGUCUGGGGGCUGCGGGAUGGGGUCAAGAUUUCGGUGGAGGGGUUUGUGGAUGAGGGGAAGACGAUCAAGACGUUUCAUACUUUCUCGAGCAAGGAGAGGGAGCUGGUUAGAGGGGAGAUUGAGCAGAGUGCGGGGUUGGCGAGUGUGGUCGCGGAGGUGAUGGGGAAGGGGAAUGGGAAGGACAAGAAGGAGAAGGAGAAGGAGAAAGAGAGGAAGUCAUCGUCUGCACUGGCGGAGGGAAACCAGAAGAGCAAUGUCCAGGCUUUGAGGGGGGCGCAGACAUUCCCGGCCGGUAUCGAUGGGCAGUCCUCGUCGAGCGAGGAUGAGAAAGACGCGCCUCGGGAAGAAGACGAGACAGAAACCGGAGGAGACGUUGUUUUCCGCCCCACAAAACGGGUGGUUCUUCCGACCAACGAUAUGAACAUCGAUGUCGAACGGCGGAACAAAGCGGCGUAUGGCCUCACGAUGGUCACUUCGGUAGCACAUGUGUGGUUCAACGCAUAUUUCGAAGGCAAUGGCUGUGAGAGCGGCGGGAAGCCAGAAGACUCCGGCGUGUUCGAGAUGCAUUGGGACAAGAUGGACGGGAUCAAAGGCAGCAGCAGGAAAGGCACCCGAGCUUUCGACAGGUGUGCUGUGGUGUGGAAGGCAUUGCCAGAAGAAGAGCAACCGCCAGUCGAGAGCACGGAUCCUAGCGAAGGCAAAGAUCUUGGACUACGCAAAGAGACUCCAAUGGGGUCGAGCUCGGACGUCAGCACAGCUAGCAACGUCAAGAGCCAAGUUGGCACAGUACCAGCACACGACGGCCAGGACGAUGUUCACGCGGGUCUCCGAGCCCAUGGACCCAAUGGCGAGGAGCAGAUUGAGGAACCAUCAAGCGCCGACUCCGCAUCGGCACCCGGGCCGCUGCCUCUAUCGAAAGAUCUCCCGCAGCCUGCAGCACCGCCUGCAGAAUCCAGCGCACCAGCGUCUGCAGUACCCCGUGUGCAGUCGCCGGAAACGAUCAACGAGCCCUCAACGAGUAUAACAGGCGUCUCGACAGGCGACCUCCCAGACGGGAAACCCGAAUCUGAGCUCGAGACGCCAAGCGGGCACUCAUUGGGCCACCUGGGCCUGAGAUCGAAGGACUAGCCCGCGUCCAUGAACCGGAACGACGGGAGGGCAGGAUGGGUGCAUGGCGCAGGAGAAGGGCUUUCUUUUUGGGUUCGCGUGAUGGGAUUUGGGUUGGGGACUGCAGGACGCAGAUGCAUGGCGCUUGAGGGUUCUGUGUUGGGUGACUUUGGCUCACGGCACAAUCGUCGGACUAGAUUCUACAAGGCUGCUAUAACUGCACAGUGCGACAAUAUGACACCCUUAUUUAGAAAGUGC
This is a messenger RNA of Mytilinidion resinicola, 3570 nucleotides long. RefSeq lists its product as uncharacterized. The coding region runs from base 22 to 3333 and encodes 1103 amino acids. Gene Ontology annotation, cellular component: cytosol; plasma membrane; nucleus. NCBI's taxonomy places the organism in Eukaryota, Fungi, Ascomycota, Dothideomycetes, Mytilinidiales, Mytilinidiaceae. The transcript is spliced from 6 exons. The record is from RefSeq and is a predicted model, not a curated record. Gene Ontology annotation, biological process: protein dephosphorylation; regulation of phosphatidylinositol 3-kinase/protein kinase B signal transduction; negative regulation of cell population proliferation. Gene Ontology annotation, molecular function: phosphatidylinositol-3,4,5-trisphosphate 3-phosphatase activity; protein tyrosine/serine/threonine phosphatase activity; protein tyrosine phosphatase activity.